AACACAACUACCAACUCCAUACGUUACGUGGAACCUCGUUUAUCCAGACAAUACAGAUCUAGAGUUGGUGAUAGUAACGAGUUACAACACUAUCACGGAAAUGGACAGUUAUAAAUUCUUGCCACAGGUAGUGCUUCUUGCAGUCAAAGACCUAUGCGCCUUCUCUUUCUGCUGAAGCGUUUCGUCUACUUCAUCUGCUGGAGUGUGUCAGUCCAGUAAUUACCAGUUAUUGCAUUGUGGAUCUUGGGAUGAAGGAAAGACGUCGAUAGGCUCGCCUUGGAUGAAGAUCUGUAGACUGUGUUCUAGAACCACGGACAUUCUGACUGAUUCUAAGAAAUAAACCGAUUCCUGAGGUCAUGGAAAAAGGACAGAUCGUUACCCACGCAAAGAGCGACAGCAGUCGUGUAGUCCUCAACAACAGAGUAUAUGAGAAUAUCUCGAACGCAACCGUAGGCACUUCCGCCACUGAAAUCGAGAAUCAUUCCGCUAAUGCUUUUACAAAGCGGAAAAACCUUCGCUUUGAGUCAGGUCAAGAUGCUCUGGUGCCACGACAAUGUCGCAAUGUGAACCAGCGAGAGCAAAUUCUUUUUAACACGCUGGAGAAACAUCUGUCCCGUCAGCAACAAUCUGCGUUGCAGAGCCAAGAUCACUCCAUGCAGAAGUACAGACAGCGCCUCGCCGGAUACGAGCGUCUGCGCAUGCCCGCGGAUGAAUCGAUAAAUGGGAGUUGUGUUGGCGCGUCGAGUGGCAGCGAGGUUGUGAUAGGUAGUGAACGGCGCCCCGGGAGCAAAACAAUCUCGGGGAUAUCAACACAUGCGUCGAUAUCGACGUAUGCUGUGAAACACGGCGACCAAUCAAUAGCCACCGUUGAUGUAAACACAGAAAAGGAGGCUGGGCCUGAUGUUGUGACCAACGCUCCUGCUGAGAGAGCGCCGAGUGUAUAUAACACAGCCAACUCGACACGUGCCAGUCAGUCUAACGAUUUGGGCGGAAGGAGUGUAUCACAGGAUUUCAGAGGGAAAUUACCGAGUCAGAAAAAGUCGAAGUCGUUCAGGACUUUGGAGUCCGUAGUAAAGAAGAUCCACUCGCAAAAGAAGAUUGGCCUGAAAAUCAGCAUGCUCCGAGCACCAGAUUCCUCCGGUUGCACGUCAACAGAUUCUAACCUGUUGACUGUGGAUGAUAACAACAUGAGGCCUCGAGCUUACACAGACCCGACAUCCGAUGGCAAGGGGAAGAUGGCAAUUAAGCUUCCCGAGAUUACCAUUGAAGACUGUUCGGACCCUGAAGACAAGACGAACAGUGAGGUAGAGAUGUUCUCCGGUUUCUCCCAACCACGCCGCAGGGCGAACACUUGUCCGGAAGAGUUCUUUAACAGACGACGGAAGGGUAGGCCACCAACUCCCCCUCCAACAUCCAGGAACAGCAGCCCAAACAACAAAUUCACUUUCGGGAGCGCCAGGAGCGCCAGCAAAAGUCCCGUGUCAUUCGUGCACCACAAACUGAGUAAAGUUUUCGAAGAUGGCGGCGAAGCUCCCAGUGGCGGGAACGUGUCAAAAAAGUCGUCUGCUCGUAUGAGCAAGCAGACGAACGUUAACAGACGCAGUUCCUUCAACACCAUGGCUAGCCUUAGGGCUGGUCUUGCCUCCAAAUUAACUCUGACAGAAUCGGAGGACGAAAUGAGCAGAGGCGGUGACAUCCCUCCACCCAGGGCGGGAAACGGACCGUUUGCUGUGACAAAGCCCGAAGCUUCGAGGGCAAGUGACAAUAACAAGAUCUCGGGAUAUAAGUCUCAGGGUCAGGAAGUGCCUGACGUAUACUCUGCCAAGGAUUGCCGCUUCUCGCAGAAAAUAUCACCAACGUUGGACGGGAAACCCCUGCAGGCCUGCUAACGCCACUUUCGCCAUGACAUUCAGGUUUCCAUAAUAUUCACCUCACAGCAUCUCACGGUACAGACUUACAGAGGACUGUGUGCCUACAUGGACAUAAUGAGCGAUAACUAUCAAGGCAAAUGAUUCAUCAACGGCCAUUGACAAUUACAAAGCUUUUGAUCUUGUGACAAUCAACACUUGUACACAUUUGGAAUGGGAAAGUCCCGAACAUGGAUGUAUCGUUUUAUUCUGGCGGUGAGUGCCAUCACGAAAACACUUACAGUUGUACAUAUUUGUAAAUACCGCUGUUCCCAAUUUCCUUCUGAUACAUUCUAUAUUUGACUGUGAUAUUUCACUUCAUAAGCAAUAUUUCUCUGCAAGCUAUUUCCGUUUGAAUAAUCACCAUGCCAUGUCUCCCAAAUCUCAUUUAUACACUAAUGUCCGCUUUUAGUUCAAUUUGAUGACAUUGGGGUCACUUUCCCGCUUCAGUCGGUUUGGCCUGGUCUAUUAACGCGGAAUUGUCACGCUGAAUAGACCAAUAGAUGUUGCCAUGGGAACGAACACUCUCUCCACCGAUUCAUAUCCCUGACUCCCCGAGGGUAUCUUGGGGGUGGGAUGGGAGGGGCGGAGUUCGUGCUGUAGGUUGAUUAGUUGAAUAAGGUAUGUGGAAGCGCAUGGACAUCAAUGUAGAAUAAUGUCAAGCGUUGUAGACUUAUAUCAUUUUCAUUGCUAUUUACCAUAUAUUUCCACAUUUAUGUUUCCACUGAUUGAACUUUGGAGUAUUCGAGACAGCAGAUGAUCAAUUACUUAUCUGUUCUCUGUAAAGUAAUCUGUCAAUCUAUAAAUCGUAUAUUACCAUUUAAUUAACCGUCAUUAUACUCAUCCCUUGGGCGUCAUUUGGUUGAUGCAUAUCAUCGUGUCCUAAUUGCGUGGAUCGAUGCUCAUCAUGUCAGUCACUGGAUUGUCUGGUCCAGACUCGAUUAUUUACAGACCGCCGUCAUAUAGCUGGAAUAUUGCUGUGUGCGGCGUUAUACAAAAAAACAAACAACACUUAUCCCAAUAGAGAGAUAUGUGGGACGAUGGUUGAACUUUAAGAUAAGCAGUACGUUUUUAAUGGGUUUUUUUCAGAUAACAGGGUCGGUGGGGUAGCCUAGUGGUUAAAGCGGUCGCUCGUCGCGCCGAAGGCCUGGGUUCUGUUACCACAUGGGUACAAUGUGUGAAGCGGCGAAAAACCAUACUCACUCACUCAAUUAACAGAAGUUCAAAUUAUCGAAACGUGCACAUCUAAAGAGGCGACAUUCUGCCUAAACCAGCCUUUAAAACAUAGCAUGACCUGGGUCCUUUUCACGAAGCAAUCCUAGCGCUUCGACUCCCGUACGUCUAUGUUAAACUAUGUCAGUUACCAUUACCUUAACGCUAAGGUCGUUGUGUGAAAAGGGGCCCAAAUCCUUUGAUAACGAUCUUGCCAUAUUGAGAACAAAUAUUGUUUGGUUCAUCUUUGCCAAUGUAUUUAAGUGAUGGUAAGAUGAUAUGGGUCUUUAUCACCAUGGCGCUUGUCAAUGUAGUUUAGAAUAAUAACGGUAAUAAUGUAUUGACCUUUCCUUGUAACGUUAAUCGCGGAAAUAGUGUACAUCCAAAUGUCAAUAAGCAGUCCCAUUAAGUACAACGUCGGCUUCUGUCCAUGCUAUGAGAGAGAAAACAAGCUUAUGUUGUCAUAACGGCCUGUGUGUCUCAUACAUGGGCAUCGGUUAUAACAAGUAUUGAUUAUAUGACACAGUAUAUUGGGAUGGUGGAUGGGAGAGCUGUAGGAUUUUCAAGACUGUAUAGGUGGCGCGUAAAACACGCGAAUUUUGCUAAUUUUGUUUUAAAAUAAAUGUUUUUGUUCUUCAUUUGACUUUUCAAAACUUAUACUGCAUGUAUCAAUGCUUGUUUGUUGUUUAACGUCGCACUCGCAAUAUUCCCGCUACAUGACGGUGGCCUUUAAAUAAGUGAGUCUGGACCAGACAAUUCAAUGACUGAUAUCAUGAGCAUCGAUCCACGCAAUUGGGAUACGAUGACAUGCAUCAACCACGUCACCGAUCCCGUUAGUCGCCUCUUACGACAAGCAUAGUCGCCUCUGGGUUGCUGAAGACCUAUUCUACCCCGGAUCUUCACGGGUAGCGUGUAAAAAUUAUAGCUAUCACUGUAUAAACACACGUUUGUUAAGAACAUAUUGACCAUGUCCACAAAUCCUGCAUAUUGUUUUGUUAUAUUUAAGUAUGGUUUAUAAUAAUCUGUCUGUAUAUGUCAAUCCUUUCUACGUGGGCACGGGUGGCUCAGUCUUCUGCAAUUCGUUGUGCAGUGUUGCGCCCCUUGAGCACGCCAGAAUCAUAUGAUCGUGGUUUCGAAUCCCGAAUUGCCGUGAUUAUAAUCUAGGUUUGUCAGCA
Molecule: messenger RNA, 4294 nt
Organism: Haliotis rufescens (red abalone)
Lineage: Eukaryota; Metazoa; Mollusca; Gastropoda; Lepetellida; Haliotidae
Exons: 3
Coding region: 357-1889 (510 amino acids)
Source: RefSeq, a predicted model, not a curated record